GUGUUUUUUUUUUGUUGCUCAAUGUCUAAUUUAAAUUAGUUUCUGGAGUAUUGUUGUUGACAUUUUUUUAUUUUCCUUAAGAAGCAAGAUGCGCCGCAGGCGAGCCCCAAAAAGUUUGCCCUCCGACAGCAGCGAUGAUGACACCCCUUUAUCUAAAGUCAAAGAAUCUCCACCGAAAAAAACGAAACCAGCCACAAAUGAAUCGUCCAGCGAAAGCGAUAUUGAAAACUAUCUACAACCUGCCGACAAACUAGACCUAGACUCACCCUUUUUCACUGUUCAAAAAGACAAUCUUUCAUUUGAAAAAAUCGAAAAUGAAAUUCUUGAAGGAGUCAAGACAAAUACGCUCAGUGAUUCUGAGAGCAAUGAUGAUGUACCUGCAGUGGAAGCCAUUCAAGCUUCUCCUUCAACUUCAAAACUGAAUUUUAGUCAACUCCACAAUUACACUAAAAAGUUGGAAGAGGCGAAACGACACAUUGAGGAGUACAAUGCAAAAAAACAAGCAAAAGAAAAUAACGAAUUGAACGUUGAGAAUUUGCUAGCUGCUGGUGAAGCAAAUUUAAAAUCUCUGAGCGAUGAAAAUCGGGCCCAACUUGAGGCAACUUUGCAUUCCAGUGAUUUUGAGUCGUGUUCUGAUUCUGAAAAGGAAGGUUGGGAGGAUGUGACGGAACAGAAGGAACAAAAACAGAAAGAAAAAGGUUCGGCGCCUAAAGAAGGGCUUGAAAUUACAGUGGAGAUGCCUGGUGCUGUUAAAAAGAAGAAAGGAGUUGAUUUAAUGGCGGCUAUAAAGCGACGAAUCAAUCGAGUGAGGAAAGAAAACCAAGUUUUUGUUCAUAAAGUGCAUUUAUUAUGUUGGAUUGCUCAUGGCAAUUAUGUCAAUACUAAAAUCAACUCAGAAAACGUCUUAUCAACUGCACUAUCACUAAUUCCCUCACAGAAUUGUUUCCCAGCUGAUCGUACAGACCUUAAUUAUUUAACUCAGAUUUUGAAAUGGUUUAGAAAUGCUAUAGAAGUGGUGGAGAAACCAGUGAUAACGGAAAAACCUUUAGAUGAAACACUCGCGGAACAAAUGUUGAAAAAGACAGCAUACAGUAAGAAAAUAUUGGUUUUGAUUUUUGUGGCUAUUCUGCGGUCUUUGGGUAUUCAUUGUCGUUUGAUUUUGUCGUUUCAAGUCGAGCCUUUAAGGCCCCCAAGCAGCGAAUUGCAUUCACUGAGCACUAAAACUGAUAAAAAAGCGUCGACAAGUAAAAAUAAAGCAAACAAGAAAUCUACAUCUGAAGAUACAAAAGAAGAGUCUGAAGCUAAAAACACUAAACAAGAAACUAAAACUAAUCCUCGGUCCAAAAGCGUAAUUGGGGCUAAAAUAGGCGAAGCAUCGACUCUCGAAGUCAAGAAACCCGAAACCAGUACACGAUCGAAAAGUACAAGUGAUAUUAAAACAGGUGAAAAAACGAAUCUUAAAACCAAAAAUCCUAAAACCAGCGCUCGCUCUAAAAAUGCAAGUGAUAAACUUGUAGAAGUUGAAAAUCCCAAAGCAAAUACUCGAACGCAAACGUCGAAGGAUAAACCUGUAGGAGGAAAAAAAUUGCCUAAAGCAACUCUUGAAGUUAAAAAUCCCAAACCUAAUACUCGAUCAAAAAGUUCAAGUGAAACUAUAAAAGCAAAGUCGGAGGAAGCAGACAAAAGUCCUAAAACCAGUACUCGUUCAAGAAGUACAGGUGAUGUUCCUAAACGUAAACAAAUAACUAAAAGUGACACUACAAAAAAUACCAAACCCAAAACCGAAACUAAGCUAAAAACAACCACUGGUGGAGAAGAGACAACUAAUAAAAGGCGUACAAGGAGUCAGAAACCUACCAUUCCUCAAGUAGAUGGUGCGAACGACAGCGACACACCAUCUAAACCGAAUUUAAGAAAACUGACCCAAAAGCCAACAGAACAACCAACUCUAAAGACACAAUCCAAACGAUUGAAAACUCUGCCAAAAUAUCGUGAUUCCGAUUCAGAGGACGACUUCACACAAUUUCCAAGUCCGUCCACUAAAAAAGACACAAAAUCGCCUCAAACCAAUGGUGUCAAUCUCAAAAAGCUCAAAAACCACGUACCUAAAGCUCUGGAUGUGCGUAAAGACAUUAUACAACUUGUUAAAAAGAGUAUAAAAGAACAGAAGGAUUUGACCCGUUCUAGAACAGUCCGAAAACGUAAAAGCGUCGGUGGUGAUAGUGACAGCGACUAUGCCCCUGAAGCCAUCAAGAAAAAAAACCACGAAAGUGAAGAUGAGUUUACACCGAAAGUCAAAGUAAAACGACGAGUACAAGUGAAACCUGAAGACGAUGACAGUAAAAUAAAGAAGAAGCAAGGGUUGGAUGUUUGGUGUGAAGUGUUCAUGGAAGUGGAGGAAAAGUGGAUCAGUGUUGAUGUUGUCAAAGGACAGAUCCAUUGUGUUACCGAAUUACAUAGUCGAGCCACUCAUCCAGUUUCAUACAUAGUUGCUUGGAAUAACGAUAAUAGGAUCAAAGAUGUGACUAGGAGAUACUGCACUAACUUUAAUACAGUUACUAGAAAACUGAGAAUUGACUCUAAAUGGUGGGAGGCAACCGUGAAACCUUUCACAGGGCCCCAAACUGUCAGAGAUAGGGAAGAGGAUGAUGAGUUGGAGCGACAACAGUUGGAGAAACCUUUACCGACUUCAAUUGCAGAAUAUAAAAAUCACCCCUUGUACGUCCUGAAACGCCACCUUCUCAAAUUUGAAGCAUUAUACCCACCUGAUCCCCCAACUUUGGGGUUCGUCCGCAACGAACCUGUCUAUUCCAGACAGUGCGUCUACAUCUUACAUUCCAGAGACAUCUGGUUGAAGCACGCCAAAGUUGUCAAACCUGGAGAACAGCCAUACAAAAUCGUUAAAGCUAGACCCAAAUGGGAUAAAUUAUCCAACAAGAUUAUAACCGAUCAAUUGUUGGAAGUCUUUGGGCCCUGGCAAGUUCAAGACUAUGAACCUCCCACUGCCGAAAACGGGAUCGUUCCUAGAAAUGCUUUUGGGAAUGUUGAGUUGUUCAAACCUUGCAUGUUACCUAAGAAAACAGUUCAUUUGAAACUUCCGGGCUUGAAUAAGGUUGCAAAAAAGAUGAAUAUUGAUUGUGCUCCGGCGCUUGUAGGGUUUGAUUUUCACGGUGGGUGGAAUCACCCGACUUACGAUGGAUAUAUUGUGUGUGAGGAGUUUGCUGAUGUUCUUACCGCAGCAUGGGAAUUGGAACAAGAUGAGUUGGAGAAAAAAGAACAGGAAAAAAUCGAUAAAAGGGUUUAUGGGAAUUGGAAAAGACUUAUCAGGGGUUUGUUGAUACGUGAACGUUUGAAAGCGAAAUAUGAAUUUGGAGAAUGUUCCGGAGGAGCGGGAAAAAAGAAAAGCAAACCCACUCUUAAGGUGGGUAGAAAAAGGAAAGUUGAAAGCGAAUCUGAAUAAUGCAGUAUUACCAAUCGCAGAAUUUUACGGGUUUUUGUUACUUUAUUUGCUUUACUAAAUAUAUGUAUUUUUCUAGUA
This is a messenger RNA of Tribolium madens (black flour beetle), 3538 nucleotides long. It is a transcript of the gene Xpc, whose product is annotated as DNA repair protein complementing XP-C cells homolog. Gene Ontology annotation, molecular function: single-stranded DNA binding; damaged DNA binding. Gene Ontology annotation, cellular component: XPC complex; cytoplasm; nucleus. NCBI's taxonomy places the organism in Eukaryota, Metazoa, Arthropoda, Insecta, Coleoptera, Tenebrionidae. The coding region runs from base 89 to 3460 and encodes 1123 amino acids. Gene Ontology annotation, biological process: nucleotide-excision repair; mismatch repair. The record is from RefSeq and is a predicted model, not a curated record. The transcript has 7 exons.